AUGAAUUCCCUAAGUAAAAAUCCCCUGGGCCAGAUGGGUUCACAAAUGCAUUCUAUCAAACAUUUUUUUAAAUUUUAUUUAGUCAAUUUAGAACAUUAUUCCUUGGUUACAAGAAUCAUGUUCUAUUCCUCCCUCCCCUCCCUCCCCUCCCCUCCCCUUCCCGUAGCCGACGUGCAAUUACACUGGGUUUUAUAUGUGUCCUUGAUCAGAACCUAUUUCCAUGUUGUUGAUGUUUGCACUAGGAUAUCUAUCAAACAUUUAAAAAAAACAAUUAAUCCUAAUAUUAUAGAAAGUGUUUGGCAAAAUAAUCAAAGGAGUCCUACCAAAUUCUUUUUAUGACACAAAUUUGGUACUGAUACCUAAGCCAAGAAGACCAAAAACAGAGAAACAAGAUUAUAGACCAAUUUUCCUAAUGAACAUUGAUACAAAAAAUCUUAAAUACCAGCAAAGACUACAGCAAUAUAUCACAAGGAUUAUUCACUAUGACCAGAUGGGAUUUAUACCAAGAAUGAAAGGCUGGUUUAACGCUAGGAAAACUAUUAGCAUAAUUGACCAUAUCAAUAAUCAAAGUAAUGGAAAUCACAUGAUUAUCUCAAUAGAUGCAGAAAAAGCCUUUGACAGAAUACAACACCCAUUUCUAUUAAAAACACUAGAAAACAUAGGAAUAAAAGGAUCUUUCCUUAAAAUAAUAAGUAGCAUUUAUUCAGUAAGUGUCAUCUACAAUGGGGAUAACUUAGAAGCCUUCCCAGCAAGAUCAGGAAUGAAGGAAGGAUGCCCAUUAUCACCACUAUUAUUUAAUAUGGUACUAGAAAUGCAACAAUUGGAGAAGAAAAAGAAAUCAAAGUAGGUAAUAAGGAAACUAAACUCUGCAGAUGACAUCUUGGUGUAUUUAGAGAAUCCUAGAAAAUUAACUAAAAAACUAGUUGAAAUAAUAACAGUCAAAUUACAGGAUACAAAUUAAACCCACAUAAAUCAAUAGCAUUUCUAUAUAUUUCCAACAAAGUGCAGCAGAAAAACUUAGAAAGAGAAACUUCAUUAAAAUCAUUCUAGACAAUAUAAAAUACCUUGGAAUCUAUUUACCUAGACAAAUAUUACAAAAUAUUUUUCACAGAAAUAAAUCUAGAUCUAAACAAUUGGAAAAACACUAAUUGCUCAUGGGUAGGUUGAGCUAAUAUAAUGAAAAUUACAAUCCUACUUAAGUUAAUUUACUUAUUCAAUGCCAUACCAAUCAAACUACCAAAAAUUAUUUUAUAGAACUAGAAAAAAUAACAACAAUGUGUGAGGAAAUUUUACCCUCAACCCUUUUGAUGUUCCAAAUGUGACAUCUUCCUCUGGAUAUAGCCUGCACGUCCAGGAUCCCCUGCACAUCCAAACCAAAUGAGUCAGUGUGCAACUUAGCUUUGGAGGGAGGAGCUAGUUCAACUUAAAAGGUUGCACAGGGAAGGAGGAGGGUCUAUGGGCUUCUGAGAAAGAGAUAGAUCAGAUACACAAAGUGAUUUCUGCAGUAAGGAGGUUUAGGCCUUAACAAACUGGAGGCUCAUUCUUUCCUUUUUGAUUACUAAAAUAAUAAAACCCAUGACCAGUCUCUCAAUUUUAAUCAUAACAAAAAUUCAUCUGCAAGAACAAAAGGUCAAGAUAUCUAUAUAUAUAAAGGGAAUUAAUAAAAAAAGGUGAAGGAUGGUGGCCUAGUAGUACCAUAUCUUAAACUGUACCUUAAAGCAGUAAUCAUCAAAACAAUCUGGUACUGGCUAAGAAAUACAAGGAUGGCUCAAUGAAAUAAAUUAGGGGUAAAUGAUCUUAGCAAUCUAAUCUCAGCUUUGAACUAUUUGAUGAAAACUGCUAGGAAAAUUGGAAAACAGUAUGUCAAAAAUUAGGUUUCAAUCAAUAUCUCACACCCUAUACCAAGAUAAGAUCAAAAUGGGUACAAGAUUUAAACAAAAAGUGUUAUAAGUAAAUCAGGGAAACAUAGAAUAAUUUGCCUAUCAGAUCUAUGGAGAAGGGAAGAAUUUAUGACCAAAAAAGAGAGAUAGCACAUUACAAAAAGUAAAGUGAAUACUUGUUAUUAUAUUAAAUUAAAAAGGUUUUGUACAAACAAAACCAUUGCAACCAAGAUUAGAAAGAAAGCAAUAAACUGGGGGAAAAUUUUUAUAACAAAUUUAACUGAUAAAAUACUCAUUUUUUAAGUAUAUGAAGAACUAAGUCAAAUUUAUAAGAACCCAAGUCAAUCCUCAAUUGAUAAAUGGUCAAAGGAUAUGAAUAGGCAGUUUUCAGAUAAAAUAAAAUCUUUCAAUAAUUAUAUGAAAGAAUGUUCUCUUGAUUAGAGAAGUGCAAAUUAAAACAACUCUGAGGUACCAUCUCAUACCUAUCAGACUGACCAAUAUGGCAUAAAGGAACAUGAUAAAUGUUGGAGGACACAUGGCAAAACUGAGACACUAAUGUAUUGCUGGUGGAGUUGUGAAUUGAUUCAACCAUUCUGGAGGUGUGACAGAGGCUGGCACAUAAGAAAAGUGUCAGGCUGAAGAGUGUGUGGAACUGAUCACCUCGAUGGGGGAGGGGCCCCAGGACUUUGGAAUCUGGAGGAGAAGAUUCUGGCUGGGAGAGGAGUUGGUCUCUCAGUUGGGAGAAGCUGAAAAGAGAAGGUUGAAAAAGACUGAGGGUUACUUACUUUUUCCUGUCUGUGACUCGAAAUCUUUCCCCCCAACAUUUCCCAAUUGAAAGGACUAUUGAAGAGGAAACCUGAGAAGGACAUUUUAAAUUUAUUUCUGACGUUACUUCAGCUCCUGUUGCCCUGAGUCUGAACUGUGACCAAGGGACCAAAUCCAGGCUCAUUCCAUAUUGAAUGAAGGAGCAGUUGUCCCCAUGGAAGGAGGUUAUUGGAAGCACAGGUGGAGACUACUAAGCCAAGCAGGGUUUGUCUGGAUCCUUUUGGUAGCCUCCGCUCUUGGGAACAAUUCAAAGAAUGACUCAGAGGAUGGAACAUGCUGGUUACUUGACCACAAUAGUACGGAGACCCUGAAACAAGGAAAGACAGAAUAUCUUACUGCAAAUGAUUGUGAAGAAGUAAUUUCUGACUAUUUCAAAUUUUGUUUCCCAAAAAGAUGCCCUAAGAUUUCCUGUUUAUUUUAUCAAGAUGACUCAGGGAACUUGAAGCCUUAUAUUUGUAGUACUCUCCUCAGAGUGCUUAUUGUCAGCGUGCAAACUGGAAAAGCAAAGACAGCAGGACAUCUGUGUACGCCUAAAGAUUCCAUCUGUAAUUGGACCUUAGACAAUGAUUUACUACUCACUUCUGGAUCUCUUAUAAUGGCUUACAGAUGCUUGGAGAUGGGACUGCAUAUAAUUGGUUUGACAGUUUCUGAUGUAACAUCUACUGCACCAACUCAGAGUCUAUUUAAUAUGACACUGGAAAAAGUAGGUAUUGGAUUUCUUGAUCUUGGCAGUUCAUCUCCAGAAGUGCUUAUUCUGUCACCAUUAAAGGUAGGAGCUCAUAUUCACUUCUUUAAGAAAAUUUUCUCACUCUGACUUCCCACAAUUAAUUUCUUUGCACCUUAGUUUUUUCAUCUAUAAAAUAAAGGAUACUGACACAGAUCACUUUGCUUAAUUUGAGCUGUGAUAUGAGCUACUAAGAUUAAAGACACAGCAUCAUUACCUCCCUUCCCCCAUAUUUCCUGUUGUUUACUUAGGUGUGGAAUAGUGCUGAAUAGACUGAAUGUAUGAAGGAAAAGAGAUUUCUUGACUUUAUGUCAGUGUCCUGGGUGUCUGUGCUUUUUCACACUGGAUCUGGCUGGGUCCAAUGUUUCUGUCACCCUGUAACUGUCAAAAAACAUCUGGUAACCCAAGGUUGAUAUUUUGUAAUAUGACAUGUAACACAAAUAACAGACAUUUCAGUUAUGUAUAUUUCUCUAUGAUAGAAAUGGCAUGAUUUUAAUUCUACUAUCUUUUCAAAAAACCUUGCAUUUAAAAAAAAAGGACAAUUACUUGAAACUGCUUUUCACUUUUAGUUGAAAAGUGAGUAAAGAACUGAAAAUAAUGUAGAGAACUUCCAUUAUGUUUAAUGCUAAGGACCAGUUUUGCACAUGUAUGAUUCACAUACAUAAGAGUUGGUAGUUAUAAUUAGGAUGAUAUUAAAAAAAAGAACUGUUCACUGAAAUCAUAGUCUUCCCUAAUGUGUAUUUUUAAAAACUUUUCUUUUUUCAAUAGCACAUUUUGAAAACACGUAGAGACCUGAUUUUAAGUUUCGGUGAUGAAAAAACACAAUCUCUUCCAAAUUGGGUUGGCAGCAAUAAUAGAUCUUUCAACACAAUAUUUAGUGUUCCUGGCAUAUGUGAUUUUGCUGCUUCGGUAUCUAAUCCCCACAACUACAUCUUCUUCAUUCAAUGUCUUCCCGGGCACAUCAAAAUAGGAG
Molecule: messenger RNA, 4402 nt
Organism: Monodelphis domestica (gray short-tailed opossum)
Lineage: Eukaryota; Metazoa; Chordata; Mammalia; Didelphimorphia; Didelphidae
Source: RefSeq, a predicted model, not a curated record